GGGCUGCGCUGGGCGGCGGGCGGCGCUUCCCGGCCCUCCCUGGCGGCUGAGCCCGACAGCGCCGAUCAGAAAAUGGGGGUGGACGGCGGGCGGGGGGAGCGAUGCAUCCUCGGCUCUCGAUCUCCUAAAAUGGCGCUGAAGAGCUGGGCCCGCUCGUCCUGGAGUUCUGGAGGCAGCUGAGGCGGCUGCGCCUUUCGUGUUGAACUCCGAAAAAAAUGAACCUUACUUCCGUCGGUCUAGCUGUGGCGGGAGUUUGGCGGCAGCAGCUUCAUGUUCUCUGUGAAAUGUGAAUUUUAACCGCGUAACGCAGCGCUCCAGCUGCGGUCGCGGGUUUUGCCGACUCGUCUUCUGUCUUCGGGUCAGCCCGCAGCUCAGAGACCCUCCCCGUCUGCGUGCCGGGACUUUGGCGGCCAAGUGAACUACAUCUUAGGAAAUAAAGAAAUGGAUGGGAUGGAUGAAACAUCUAAAAGAAUCCUAGAGCCAUACCAGUAUUUGCUUCAACUACCAGGUAAGCAAGUGAGAACCAAACUGUCACAGGCCUUUAAUCACUGGCUGAAUGUUCCGGAAGAUAAAAUACAGGUUAUCAUUGAAGUGACAGAGAUGUUGCACAAUGCAAGCCUACUUGUGGAUGAUAUUGAAGAUAACUCAAAGCUACGACGGGGCUUUCCAGUGGCGCACAGUAUCUAUGGAAUUCCAUCUGUAAUCAACUGUGCUAAUUAUGUUUAUUUUCUUGGCUUAGAGAAGGUUUUAACCCUUGAUCAUCCAGAUGCUGUUAAAGUUUUUACCCGUCAACUUCUGGAGCUUCAUAAAGGUCAAGGCUUGGAUAUUUACUGGAGGGAUACUUACACCUGUCCUACAGAGGCUGAGUAUAAAGCGAUGGUACUGCAAAAGACAGGCGGUCUCUUUGGAUUAGCUGUAGGCCUCAUGCAGCUGUUCUCGAAUUAUAAAAAAGACUUAAAGCCACUUCUUAACACACUUGGUCUCUUCUUCCAAAUAAGAGAUGACUAUGCCAACUUGCACUCCAAAGAAUAUAGUGAGAACAAGAGUUUUUGUGAAGAUUUAACUGAGGGCAAGUUCUCAUUCCCAACCAUUCAUGCAAUUUGGUCAAGACCUGAAAGUACUCAGGUGCAAAACAUUUUACGUCAAAGGACAGAGAACAUAGAUAUAAAAAAAUACUGUGUACAUUACCUUGAAAAUGUUGGUUCCUUUGAGUACACUCGGAAUACAUUGAAAGAGCUUGAAUCUGAAGCCUAUAAACAAAUUGAAUCACUUGGGGGAAACCCUGAGCUUGUAGCACUAGUUCAACAGCUGAGCAAAAUGUUCAAAGAACCUGAAAAUUAAAACAUCAACUUCUGGGUGUGGAUUAAAACUCUUUUGAAAAUGGGAAAAUAACCAGAUGGAGAGCUGUGAUUAUAAGUCUUAUGUAAAACUUUCUCUUGUAGCCAUGUUACAGAAAUUACUGUUAAAAAUAACUAGUCAUUGAGUUUUGAAACAUAUACCUUAUUAUCUCUAAAGUCUUAACUAUAACUGCUUACGGUUGGUUUUGUUAAAGCAGAUGUAGUAGAACUAAAACAAGUUUUGAAUCUAAAUAUAAUAGUCAUGACACAAUCAAAGGCAUUGUUUCAUACCUAAAACUCUCAUGCCCCUAACCAGGCAAUGAUAGGAUGUUGGUUGAAAUUCUGUGUUAAAUUAAAUCAGGUUGACGUAUGUAUUAUGCAUUUUAAACAAUGCUCUUGUAAACCAAAAUUCAUAUUUUUUAAAAAAGGCACUUGCAAGAACAAUGCACAUAAAAUUGUGUGAUAUUUCUAAGCUUGACUCGUGAAGAUCAGGUGGAUCAGUUUACUAUGUUCUAGAGUGAAUAUCCUAUCCAGCUUCUGUGCUUAUUUUCAGGGGAAUGUGAAUAAUGAAAGAUACUAUUUCAUAUGCAAAUAAGAUAUGCUCAGUCUGAAACUGUGACUUGAUAAAGAUUUUGCAGUACCUUAGAGAAAAGAUUUCAUCACAUCAACAAAGUGGAAAUUUGCUGCUGAUUUCAGCUCUGCAGUAAUUUUGCUUACCAGGUUUUAGAUUUUGAAAUUGUCAAACAUUCUGUAGCCAGGAACUUAAAUCUGUGCAUUAGAGCUCAUAUAUGUAACUGCAAAUAGCAGCAUAAUGAGCUGCUAUUAGAAAUGGAAAGGAAUUCACACCACGUAACUUUAGGACACCAUAAUUGGUGCAGGUCUCUUUAAUCUCUGCUUAUAAUUGAGGGGCUUCUCCAAGACUUUAUUCAUAAUUCAUAUUUCAUUCCUGUUCUGAAUUGCUGUCUGGAGGCAUGUUCUAUAUCUCUCCAAAGAGACAAGAGCUGUAAUUUUUUUUCUUAAAACCAAGUACAGUAUCUUGGUUUACAAGCUACAAUACCACUUCAGUUUUGUUAAUUGCUUAAAUAGAGCUUUAAAAUUAUAGACAUACCAAAACAGAACUGAGACUGAGAGCAAGAUUUAGGGGUGGGGCUGAUAACUAAUAAAGCUCUCUGCUCAGAUAUGUAUAUAUCUAUAUAUAUGUAUAUAUAUAAGUGUGUGCGUAUCUAUAUAUAUGUAUAUAUAAGUGUGUAUAUAUAUAGAUAGAUAGAUAGAUAGAUAUAAAUGUUAACAAAAUGUAAGUAGAGAUGUUUGUUUUUUUCUUGCCUGGGCUGGUUUUAAUCAGGUUCAGUUCCCUAAGUAUUCACAGGUAUAUUAAGCUUUGCCUUGGAGUAGUAAGGUAAUGCUUUGGAUCAAAGGUAGGAUUGGUACUAUAAGCUGUGGUGUUAGCUCAAGCAUACUCUGAAAUGGACAGAGGUGCUUGGCUUCUGAUGGCUAAAGGAUAGUUUUAUGUAGGUGUUCAUUUACUGUACCUGGAAAACAGGGAAAGCUAUGAUUUCAGCCCACCUCACCCGCGAAAACUAACGGAAGAAGGUUGCUGUAAUGUCUUCCCUGGGCAGCCUUAAUAUCUUUUUGAAAGUGAUCAAACAUGAUAAAAUUGAGGAUGACUGCUUUCAGUCUGAAAUAUUAUGUAGUUAUGGAUGAUAGCCUGUCCUUUUUAUCUGCAUGCUGAGGAGAAAUCUUUGUCUGAUUAGACACUGAAUAAUAGGCUUUUCACUGAAUGGUUGUCCUGGUUGCCAGGACUGAAUAGCUUAAAGAUGGUGAAAGUUGUCUUUAAUGGUAAUGAAAAAGAAUUGUAAUUCCUUUUUCAUAACUUGCAGUGCUUAGUAAACCUGUAAAUUUUUAAUGUGUUAGUGAAAACACUAUCUACAGCAAAUUACAUUUAUUUUGUGCCAUGUCUUGGAAGUUUCUAAGCACUGUUGCAGUUAAUGUUGAAUAGGGGAAAGCACUGAAAAGAUCAUUGUUGUCAGGAGAAUCUCCUAGUCUUACUGUGAAAUGUAUCCUUGUGCCUGUUAGGAUAUUGCAGCUGCAACAGAAUGCAAAGUGCACUUAGUGCCAUUUCAUUUCUGUUCUGUUGCUGGAUGUAAACAGUUCUGUAUAAUCAAACUUCCAUAAUGAAGUAGCUUUUCUUACUGUUUGUAUAAAGCUUUUCUACCGUCUGA
Vidua macroura (Pin-tailed whydah) is the source of this 3556-nucleotide messenger RNA. RefSeq names its product geranylgeranyl diphosphate synthase 1 (gene GGPS1). The record is from RefSeq and is a predicted model, not a curated record. Bases 442 to 1341 code for a protein of 299 amino acids. Gene Ontology annotation, molecular function: prenyltransferase activity. Gene Ontology annotation, biological process: isoprenoid biosynthetic process. The transcript is spliced from 4 exons. Lineage: Eukaryota; Metazoa; Chordata; Aves; Passeriformes; Viduidae.